Lasiodiplodia theobromae is the source of this 2022-nucleotide messenger RNA. Its product is annotated as Zn 2cys6 transcription factor. NCBI's taxonomy places the organism in Eukaryota, Fungi, Ascomycota, Dothideomycetes, Botryosphaeriales, Botryosphaeriaceae. Gene Ontology annotation, molecular function: zinc ion binding; DNA binding; DNA-binding transcription factor activity, RNA polymerase II-specific. The transcript has 6 exons. Gene Ontology annotation, cellular component: nucleus. The record is from RefSeq and is a predicted model, not a curated record. Gene Ontology annotation, biological process: regulation of DNA-templated transcription; DNA-templated transcription. Bases 1 to 2022 code for a protein of 673 amino acids.
AUGGACCAGCAACAACACCAAGCAGACAUCAAGCCUGACCUGACCCCGACCGAGUCGCCGCCCGACAAUGGCGAGUCCGCCGACCAACCCUCGCGCAAGAAGCAGAAGCGCAACAAACCUACCCUGAGCUGCGACUGCUGCGUCGAGCGCAAGACCAAGUGCGACCGUGGCCGCCCCCAGUGUCUGGCCUGCAUCAAGCGCCAGUCCGAGUGCCGCUAUUCUGAAGUCGCCAAUCUCAUCGCCUCCGCCGAACGCAAUGGCGGCCGUGCCACCAGCAAGGCCCGCAAAAAGGCCAUGGAACAAGCCCAGCUGGGCGUCGUGACGCCCUCGGCGUCUUCGUCAGAGCAUGCCUCGAGCCGGCCGCUCUCCCAUUUCCUAUUUCCUUAUACGCUUCGCUCCUUCGAGGCUGUCAUGCACCAGGAUUAUGGCUUCUGGAUCUACUCCCAUCAUCCGGCAAAUGAUCUGCUGGGGCUGACCGAACUGCAUGAGCAUCAGGGUUGCCCCCGCCCGCAACAGUAUCGCAGCCAGUCGACCUCCUCGACGUCCUCAUCAGUUCAUCAGCUCCUGUCCAAUGUGCCGUACACCAAACACACUCCGUCUCUGGUCUUUGGUCUGGGCUCCGAGCACCCCUUCUCAAACUACUGGACCAUGCGUGGAGGCCUGCAAGAAGUCAUAGGCGUGCUACCCCGCAGAGAACAGGCGGACAUCUUGGUAGCAAAGUACUUCGAGGCUGUUGACCCCGUAUACCCCAUGAUCCAUCGACCCAAAUUUGAGGCCGAUUACGAGCGCUUCUGGUCGCUUUCCCACGAAGACAAAUGCCAGGCAGACUCGGCUCUUCUGGGACUGCACUUCGUCGUGUACGCUAUGGGAACGCAGUUCAUCCAGAUGCCCGACUUGCAGGAGCGCGCCCAGAUAGCCGAAUUCUACGUGUCGGCGGCGCACCAGGCUCUUAGAAUAUCGGGAUACCUUAGUCGUAUAUCUCUCCGGACGAUCCAGGCAAUGGUGCUCAUCAACUACUUCCUCAUGAACAACAACCACGCGUCGGACGCAUGGUCUUUUGGAGGAGUGCUGAUGCGUCAAGCAUACGCAAUGGGUCUCAACCGGGACCCCGAACUCAUCGUGCCACGAGCGUCAGCACUCGAAAAGCAGCAGCGGCGAAAGGUGUGGCAAGCGGUGUUGUUCCAGGAUACUUUCCUCACAGUCUUGCUGAAGCUUCCACCGACGGCCACGAUUUCAGACGUGCACGUCGACUCUUUGACGGAUGAACCAGAAGGAGAACACGAGACUGGAAGCAAUGCCCGGAAUACACCAGAAUCACUGCCGAACCCAAUGAGGAUAAGUAACAUCGCACCGCCGCCGACCAGCCUGCUCCCACACGAGCUGGCAGACCGCGACUACAUUCGCACCAUGUGGAAGCUUGCAAACCUGGUGCAGCGCAACAUCUGCAUACCAAGAUCGCUGAGCCGGCCGUUGACGAACUCGCCUCGCGAGAAGAGCAAUCUGCUCACGUCAUUCCGGUCUUUGCAUGCCAACAUUCCAGCCAGCAUGUCGCACGAAAUCACCGAAGAGUUCGUAGCAUCAAACCAGCGUCUUGCGAAGCAGAUGUUGUUUUUCCGCAGUAACUAUUAUCACUGCGUCAUGCUCUUGCUGGCUGACGAGAACGAGGCUUGUGGCGUCAAAUGUGACGUUCGCGGAGCGUUGGAGUCGGCAAGGCAUGCGAUUCGUUCAUUCUUCGAUCUCUGGGAGCACUUGAGGAUUGAUGCGGGAGUGUGGUGGGUGUUUCAACACCGCGCAUUCGAAGAAGCGCUCAUGAUGGCACGCCUCCUCGUAAUCCAACAACAAGAAGACUCACCGUAUCAACGGCAGACCAAAGCGCCGAUCGAAGAGCCGCUGCUGGUGGCGGCGAAACAUGAUAUCCGCAGGGUGAUUGAGAUUUUGGAUCUCGUCGGCAGCGGAGCACCGGAGAUGCAAAAGACGAGAACCGAGGUGCUCAGGACCGCCUUUGAGGACAUUGCAUGGUAA